Molecule: messenger RNA, 2021 nt
Organism: Gambusia affinis (western mosquitofish)
Lineage: Eukaryota; Metazoa; Chordata; Actinopteri; Cyprinodontiformes; Poeciliidae
Product: serine/threonine-protein phosphatase 6 regulatory ankyrin repeat subunit A-like
Exons: 1
Coding region: 19-1440 (473 amino acids)
Molecular function (GO): protein binding
Source: RefSeq, a predicted model, not a curated record
UGGUUUUGUUGAAGAAACAUGCUCAAAACUACUGGGCAGACGGGCACAAAAAUCCUCCUGGAUGCGAUGUCCAAGGAUAAAGUCCACUUGGCCAGGUUUGUUCUGGACGCGCUGAAUGGGGAAAUCGUUGACUCCACAGCCGACGGCGCACAGACGCCCCUCAUCUCUUCCGUUCUGCUGCCCGACAGCCAGAACCGAUGUAAGUUCAUGGAGCUUCUGCUGCACAGAGGGGCCAGUGUUAACUAUCAAGAUGGGAACGGACGCACAGCGCUCAGCUACGCCUGCGAGAAGGGCUACCUGGACGCGGUUAAGAUCCUGGUCCAGAACGGCGCAGAUCCAGAGCUCCUGGACUCGUGGGGGAACACCCCGCUGAUCUACGCGGCUGUAGCGGAUCACACCUUAGUUGUUGAGUUUUUGGUGAGAGCCUUCAAGAGGUUAGGUCUGCAGAUAGACAGGCAGAAUAAAGCUGGCAACUCUGCAGUUGAAGUGGCAAAGUUCCUCGGUCACACAGAGUGCAUUUCUGCGCUUACCAAUAUCUCUAAGAGGAGCCGUGAGGCUGAUGAAGGCAAGUUUGAGGGAAAAGUUGAUAGCUUAGCCAGUAAACUUGAAGUCCUCAAAAUGAGUGGCCGUGCAGAAACGUCUCACAGUUGUACCUUGCAAUCAACGCCUCAGAUAAAGCCAGGUCGUUUGCCACCGAUGGAGUUUGAAAGAGAAAAUAAUAAAUCCUCUUUGGGUCCACAGGAUAUGAUCUUCUCUGGAGCACGCACUCCUGUGCCUCGACCAGAGACUUACAAUCAACCCAUUUCUAAACAAUGCACCUUCCAGGAAAAUAUGCCCUCCUCUACUCGUCACUUGCCCCCUCUCUUAAACGGCCGUGAUGCUGAAAAGUCCAUUUUCUUUUCCCACCAGCCAAACAGAAACACGCCGCAUCCCUGUGCGCCUUCCACUCUUGGCAUCUUACUGACUCCCAUUCUUCCCAACAAAUGUGAGACUGAGAGAAAAAUGAAGAAAUUUGUCCGCGUGGGAAGAUUUAACGAGGGCUACUAUGGAAAAAGAUGCAGUCUGCCAACCAGUAUGCUUAGCCCCACACUUCCAGAGCGCACUCCGGUGCCUGUGCGUAAAUCCAGGACGGUGAGGAGACGCAGAGAGUCGAUCAGCUUCACCGAAACACUUCAGUCUGCCACAACAGCUCCUGCCUCGACUCCAACAACUUUCUCAACAUUGACUAGUAAACUCUUCCGAAGAUUUGCCUCCCCGGACUUCAAGAAAGUCGUUGGAGAUCUGGAACAGAAUCCGCUGCCGACUUUAGGCCGCAUCCCGCGAUCAGAAACCUUCACUCAGGAGACGAGGCAUCCGCAGGUGGACAGCACGCCCAGCAUCGACAGCAUCAGUUCCGUUAAGUGCGAGUUUGACUUUCAGUUCACACAGACAAACUCUUAAGACUGCGCGCCAUGUGCAAAAGGAGGGAAAUGACUGCUUACGUAAUAAUGUUUUUUGCGUAACUUACACAUCCAUAUUUAAGUGGCAGAACAGUUUGUUUAAAAAAAUACUUUAGUAAAAAUUGGUAACUUCUUCGUGUUCUUAGGGGGUUCAAUGAUAGAUACUAUUAGUUAUUAAACAUCCAUAGAGAUACAUCAGUCUCUAUGGAGUUUUUUUCUUUUAAUUCUGGCAUAAUUGUGAUUUCAUCCAGUCUAACGUCUUUUCAUUUGAAGAACUGAAAUGCAUAACAGCGGAAAUAUGAGCUGCUGGUUGCUUGAUGGAGAUAGGAAUACAUUUAUGAUUUACAUUUAUUCAUCAAAACGUGCCGACCUCUAAUUUUUAACGGAACUCAAAAAAGUGCAAAGUCGGCAUUUGUCAGGAUCUGAUCAGCGGAUUGUCAGAGUAAAUUUAAGGAAAAUAGGUCGGUUCCGGUCUCCGAGGCGGAUUAGCGCGACUGUAGUAAAGAGCUAAAAUUAAGAUUUGAUUUGUGUUAGCAGUCAGUAAUGAUACAAUAUGCUUAAAAAAACCCUACUCGUUUACAU